Molecule: messenger RNA, 583 nt
Organism: Camelina sativa (false flax)
Lineage: Eukaryota; Viridiplantae; Streptophyta; Magnoliopsida; Brassicales; Brassicaceae
Source: RefSeq, a predicted model, not a curated record
AUGGUGGGGCCUGUGCGUCGUGAGCUCUGGUCCGAUGAACGUGACGAUGAGGUGUUUGUUGAGGCUGGUGUUCUAUCUGGAGAUGUGAGUGACAACGUUCUCCUUGGUUUGGAAACUCUUGGUGGUGUCAUGACCAAGAUCAUUCCAAGAAACACCACACUUCCAACUUCUAAAUCAGAAGUCUUCUCAACUGCUGCAGAUGGACAGACAAGUGUUGAGAUUAAUGUGUUACAGGGUGAGAGAGAGUUCGUAAGAGAUAACAAGUCUAUUGGUAGCUUCCGUCUUGAUGGUAUCCCGCCUGCACCACGUGGAGUUCCACAAAUCGAGGUCAAAUUUGAUAUUGAUGCCAAUGGAAUUCUAUCUGUCAGCGCCUCCGACAAAGGCACAGGAAAGAAGCAGGACAUCACCAAUUCACCAUUACUGGUGCUACUACCUUGUCAAAGGAUGAGGUAGACAAAAUGGUGCAAGAAGCAGAGAGGUUUGCAUAGGAUAAUUUGAUUUGUGGGCAGCAAAUGAAUGGUAAGAGUCAAAUUUUUCCUUUUAAAACACAUAAGUGAAGCAAUAUUCUGGAGCACAAAUUGUC